Molecule: messenger RNA, 1738 nt
Organism: Manis pentadactyla (Chinese pangolin)
Lineage: Eukaryota; Metazoa; Chordata; Mammalia; Pholidota; Manidae
Gene: STING1
Product: stimulator of interferon response cGAMP interactor 1
Biological process (GO): positive regulation of macroautophagy; reticulophagy; positive regulation of type I interferon production
Cellular component (GO): autophagosome; endoplasmic reticulum membrane
Molecular function (GO): 2',3'-cyclic GMP-AMP binding; cyclic-di-GMP binding
Source: RefSeq, a predicted model, not a curated record
AUGCCCAGCCUGGUCCCUAAAGUCCAGAAGACAGCCUUGGUCUUGCUGCUGGGUGUCUCUGGUGGCCUUUGGGGGCUGGGGAAGCCAUCGCACCACACUCUCUGAUGACUGGUGCUUCACCUGGCCUCCCUGCAGCUGGACCUGCUGCUCAAGGGGGUCUGCCAUCUGGUCAAGGAGCUGUGGCACGUCCGCUCCAGGUGGCUCCCUAUGGGGCACCCAUGGUACCAGGGCAUCUACUGGAGGGCUGCACAGGCCUGCCUGGGAGCCCUGCUGCUGCCACCUGCUAGUUCUAUUGUCCCUUCGCAAACAUGGCUGCCUGCCCGUCACUUGGAUGCUUGCCCUCCUGGGCCUUCAGGUAUGGUGCAGAGGGAGGUGGAGGCUGUGGCUAGUGGGACCUGCUCUGAGCUCAGUACUGGGAGGGCUCUGGUUGUUCUACCUGGAGGCCCCCAGCCCCACCCUGCUGUCCAGGGUCCGGCCCCAGCUGAGGUCUCCAAAGUCUGCGAAAGGAACUUCAGCGUGGCCCACGGGCUGGCAUGGUCAUAUUACAUCAGGUUCCUGCAGAUGAUCCUGCCGGGGCUCCAGGCUCAGAUGCAAACUUAAAAUAGUCUCCCCCAAAACAUGCUGUGGGUGCAAGGAGCCAUUGGUGCAAUUCUCGUCCCACUGCACUGUGGGGUACCUGACGAUCUGAGUGUGGCUGGCCUCAACAUUUGUUUCCUGCAUGAGAUGCCCCAGCAAAGCUUCGGCCGUGCUGGCAUCAUGGUAGUUUACAGCAAUAGCAUCUAUGAGCUUCUGAGACCAGGUAGCUGCAAUAGCCUGUGUCCUGGAGUGUGCCACCCCUGGCAGACCCUGUUGGCCAUGUCACAGGGUGGCCAGGCCGGCUUUAGUUAGCCGGAUCAGCUUGAGCAGGCCAAACUCUUCUACCGGACAUUUGAAGACAUGCUGGCAGAUGCCCCUGAGUCUUGGAACAGCUGCCACCUCGUCUACCAGGAAGAGGGAAGCAGCUUCUCCCUGUCACUGGAGACCCUCCAGCACCUGUGGCAGGAGGACGGGGAGGUCCCUGUGGGCAGCGUGGAGACCUCGGUAGUGCCCGGUUCCGCCGUGUUGUCCCAAGAGCCAUAGCUCAUCAGUAGCAUGGGACAGCCUCUCCCGCUCUGCAGAGAUGUCUUCUGAGGCCCAGGGUCCCCUAGCUGAGCCCCCACCAACCCCUAAGACUGUGGAUGGGGGGGGUUCUUCAGCAGCUAGAUUCCCAGCAGAGCCAUUCCCACCCAAAGGAGGCCUCACAGCAAAGGUCUCUGGACUUGACACCUCAAGAUGAGCCCUGUAACCUUCAGCAAACUGUCUCCCUUCUCUGAGUCUCAGUGUUCUCAUCUGUGAAAGAGGGUUAUAGUCAUCGAGGGUUGUUGUGAGGACAAGACUGUGUGGAAGUUUACCUAAGUGCCAGGAAAAUUUAAGGAUCACGUCAGGGGUCUUCCGUGGCCUCUCUGGACCUAUUCUCCACCACCCCUCUCCACCUCCUUUGCCCUAGGAUGGCAUCAACAGGCUCCCCAGCCCUCUGCCCUCUGGCUUUCUGUUCAAGUUCCUCACUGGGGAGCCCUAGUGGGAGAAUGGAGGGAAGGAAGAGGGUGAGGUUGGGGUGUUUGCUCCCCCAGCUCCCUCCCUGCAGUAUCGAGGUCACUGGGGGCUCUCUGCAUCUCUCCAUCUUCACUCAUGGCUCUGGGACCUUCUCAGAACCCUGUCU